Molecule: messenger RNA, 1929 nt
Organism: Miscanthus lutarioriparius
Lineage: Eukaryota; Viridiplantae; Streptophyta; Magnoliopsida; Poales; Poaceae
Source: the annotation of a GenBank genome assembly
AUGAAGAAGUGUUGCAACAUCCGUAGUGUUGUUCUGGACUAUACAACUGAUACACCAUUCCCUCUAUUCAUACUAAAGUUUGAAUUUCUUGGUUACCUAAGGAUAUGUAAUAUUAAUUGCACGGAAUUUCCAGAAGCUAUCUCAAGCUGUUGGAACUUGCAGGCACUUCAUGUUAUGGAGUGCAAAGGCUUUUCAACAUUACCUGAGUCUAUUGGCAAGCUUAAGAAGCUGAGAACUCUAGAGCUGUUGAUGGUUAGUGACCUUAGGAGUCUACCUCAAUCUAUUGGUGAUUGUCAAGAUCUGCGAUCUUUGCAGCUAUAUUCCUGCAACGCACUCAUUGAGAUACCCAGUUCCAUAGGUAAGAUUGAAAAGUUAAGUGUGCUUGAUAUUGUCAAUUGUGUAUGUGUGCACAAUCAGCUGCAAAAAAUUACUUGGGAGCAUACAAAUAUGGAUAGAAUUAAUUUAUCUGGUUGUCAUAAUCUCAGAGAUCUUCCAAGUGUCUUUUCUUGUCGUACAUUGCACACUCUGGAUCUUACUCGAACCAAUAUCACCUUGCUUCCUAAAUGGGUCACAUUAAUUGGUACUCUGGAAUGCAUAAAGCUUCAAUAUUGCAUGAAGUUUGUGGAGUUGCCCAAAGGCAUAACAAACUUAAGAAGGCUCGAAGUAUUGCACUUAAAUGGUUGCUCAAAACUUCGUUGUAUGCCAUCAGGGUUUGGUCACCUGACUCGUUUGAGAUGGCUUGGCCUGUUUGUUGUGGGAUGUGGUGGAGAUGAUGCAAGACUAUCAGAGCUUGAAAAUCUUGAUAUGAUUAGUGGUUGGCUGAGAAUUUGUAACCUCAAAUAUCUGAAGGAUCCAGGUGAAGCCAACAAAGCUUGCUUGAAGAAGAAGAAUAACAUACAUUCGCUGACAUUGAAUUGGUCUCGUGAAACGGAAGAAGAAUUAGUGUCAGAUAUUGAAGACCUGAGCGUGCUGGACUCUCUUGAACCACCAUCAGGAAUUGACUUCUUACAAAUUAUUGGUUAUCAGGGUCCCCAUUUGCCAUGUUGGAUGAGGAAGCAACAUGAUUCUUCUUGUUUGGAAUCCAUUAUGCCAAAUCAAACCAGCCCACCAAAAUUCCUUUGGCUAACCGAACUAUCACUCGAACUCUUGCUGAACUUGAAGUCUCUGCAAGGACUUGUGGAGUUGCCGUCAUUGAAGAACUUAUUGUUGAUUGGAAUGCCUAAUUUGGAAGAGCUGUGGAUUACAAAUGGUUUGGAAACUGGUGAGGAACAGGUAGGAGUGCAGUAUUGUUUCCCUGUGCUGACCAAUCUAAUUAUAAAGCGCUGCCCAAAAUUGUUUGUGAAGCCCUGGUUGCUGCCAUGCUUGGGGUUGACAUUCGAAGAAAGCAAUGAACAGCUGCUGUCCCCAGGUAGUUUGUUCUCCUAUCUGCCUACACCUCCAGUGUCAUCCUCCUGCAGCGUGCUUGUGGCAGUUCCUACUCUCAAGGAGCUGAGGCUACACAGAGUGACGGGCUCAGCACCGGUUUGGCAAGUUUUACAGCACUUCACCUACCUCCAGCUGCUACACAUCGUGGAAUGUUCCACUCUUUGCACGCUGCCUGAGGGGAUCGAGCACCUCACCUCCCUUCAACAGCUCGAAUUGGUAGAAUGUGAUGCAUUGACAUUGCUUCCAGAGGGGAUCGGACAACUAUCUGCACUUCGAUCACUCCAUAUCUACGGACGUUCUGCCCUUGAAUCCCUGCCCCAGUCCAUAAAACGUCUUACAGCCCUGCAGACAUUGUACGUUUUUGGCUGCCGUGGCUUGACCAAGCGUUAUGAGGAAGGAGUGGGGGAUGACUGGCACCUUAUCUCCCAUAUUCCUGAUGUGACGAUGGUUGAUAUGGAGCUUCUAGCCCAACGUCACAGAGCAUAUGCAUCUAUUACCUCUUGA